UAACCCACUGUACUAAGAAAACACACUGGAAAAAAAAACCAAAAAAAGCAACAACGUCUCGCAAGAGUCGCAACUUUAGACACAAACACACACUUUCUCUCUCCUACUUUUUUUUAAGGCAAUUUUUGCCGAUGGCUACGCCGCCACCGGAGAUUUCGCCGUUGAUUCCGGCAGAUAACGCAACAGUAGAUGCGCCGCCAGCGCCUCCUUCUGGAACAGCAGCCGCCAUACCACCUGGACCUCCGGCGGCUGUUCCGCCGGUUAGCGCGAGUUCUGUUCCGUCGCCGCCGUCUUCGGGGAUGUCGAAGGAUACAUUGACGGCUUUGGUGGUUGGAAUUGGGCUUGGAGGGUUAAUUGUUAUGAUUGCUGUGGGUAUUUUCGUCUUUUUCUAUAAGCGGAGGAAGCGGAAGCAGGCGGAGGAAGAUCAGUUAAUGUUGCCAAUUAAGCAAAAGCCUUUUGGUGGACAAGCCCAACAGUUCCAGCACAACGUGCCUCCUCUUAUGCAUAUACCGUCGCCACAACCACAAGGGUCUGUUGUACCAAUAAAUCCUUCAACAAGUAAUAGCUUGGGCUCAGAGCGAUCACAUCAAGCGCAACCCCUUGGGCAGUCAUUAUCCUUGUUACCCUUCCCAAAUGGCACAUUUACUUAUGAAGAAUUAGCUUUGGCAACAGAAACAUUUUCAAGUGCCAAUCUUCUUGGCCAAGGGGGUUUUGGAUAUGUCCAUAAGGGAGUCCUGCCUAAUGGAAAAGAGAUUGCAGUCAAACAGUUGAAAUCUGGAAGUGUUCAGGGGGAGCGCGAGUUCCAGGCUGAAGUGGAAACAAUUAGUCGUGUGCAUCACAGGCAUCUUGUUUCACUUGUUGGACAUUGCAUUGCUGGAGAACAGCGAAUGCUCGUGUAUGAGUUCAUUUCAAACAAGACCUUGGAUUUCCAUUUGCAUGAAGGAAAACCACCUAUGAGUUGGGGAACGAGGUUGAAAAUUGCUAUAGGUGCUGCGAAAGGAUUGGCAUAUCUUCAUGAAGACUGUCAUCCAAAAAUCAUUCAUCGAGAUAUCAAGGCAUCAAAUAUUCUUAUUGAUGAUGAAUUCGAAGCCAAGGUUGCAGACUUCGGACUUGCGAAGUUUUCGUUUGACACGGACACCCAUGUGUCCACCAGGGUUAUGGGAACUUUUGGUUACUUAGCUCCGGAAUACGCCUCAAGUGGGAAACUAACUGAAAAGUCAGAUGUCUUUUCCUUUGGGGUUGUGCUUCUGGAAUUGAUUACUGGACGAAGACCUGUUGAUAAAGCUCGUCCGUUCAUGGAUGAUAGCAUGGUUGAAUGGGCAAGGCCGUUGCUAUCACAAGCUUUAGAAGGCGGAAGCUUCCAGGAACUUGUUGAUCCAAAAAUGGAGGACUAUAAUUUCUCUGAGGUGGCUCAAAUGAUUGCUUGUGCUGCAGUUUGUGUUCGAAGCUCUGCUAGGCGACGACCACAAAUGAGUCAGGUAGUAAGAGCUCUGGAAGGGAACUUGUCUCCAGAAGAUCUGUUGAAAGAAAUCCCAGCAGAUAACAGAGCAUUCCACGGAAGUACAGAUUACGAUUCCAGUGCCCAAUACAAGGAAGAUUUAAAGAAAUUCAGAAAGCUAGCUCUCGAAAGCCAAGAACAUAGCACUGGCGAGUACAGCGUAUUCACUAACGAGCAUGGUGUUCCACCAUCAACCUCGAGUACUGAAAAUCAACUCGAUACCCAGGAGGUUGAAACUGGGAAAUCUAAAACAGGUGUUCUUGAAAUUCCUGUUGAAUGAAUAGAAGGUUAAUAGGUUAACACUUUGGCUUUUUUUAAUUAGAGUGAGCUUAAUUCAUUCUUUAAGUUACUCCAUUUUGGGGUAAUAUUGGUGUCUAGUAGAAUUAGGUGUACAAAGUUUUGUUUGAUUAGUCUUACUAUUUAUUUGAUAUGGCAAAGGUCAUUGUAUAUGUUCAGAUGCAUAAGUUUGAGAUCUAACUAGUGUUUUUUUCCUACUAUAACUUCCCUGAACACAUGAAUUGCAAAUUUGCAACUUUCAGAAGUUUGCAAUCGAUACAUCGAUUUUUUACU
Messenger RNA from Spinacia oleracea (spinach), 2068 nucleotides. Its product is annotated as proline-rich receptor-like protein kinase PERK15. The record is from RefSeq and is a predicted model, not a curated record. Gene Ontology annotation, biological process: protein phosphorylation. The coding region runs from base 132 to 1778 and encodes 548 amino acids. The transcript has 8 exons. Gene Ontology annotation, molecular function: ATP binding; protein kinase activity. NCBI's taxonomy places the organism in Eukaryota, Viridiplantae, Streptophyta, Magnoliopsida, Caryophyllales, Amaranthaceae.